Messenger RNA from Fusarium proliferatum ET1, 1290 nucleotides. RefSeq lists its product as uncharacterized. Bases 1 to 1290 code for a protein of 429 amino acids. The record is from RefSeq and is a predicted model, not a curated record. The transcript has 2 exons. Lineage: Eukaryota; Fungi; Ascomycota; Sordariomycetes; Hypocreales; Nectriaceae.
AUGCUCUCUCCAGCUUAUAUGAGCAUUUACCAACAAUACAAAGCCGACACAGACUCUGUCGCAACAUGGCUAGCCAACACUGCUAAAGCGCACGGCUAUGAAGCUGAGGCUUCACAUGGUGGAGCCUCUGCUGAUGCCGCAAAGAAAAAGAAGAAGAAGAGGGGAAAUGGAAACGGCAAAGGUCCUAUUCGACGAUGGUUCUCUCAGAAACUAGCAAACAGCGGUGCAAAAAGGCAUCAUCGCUCCGAUGCUACUCACUCUCACUUCGUCGAGGCCCUUGAGAAGGUCCGCGGCUAUGUCAAACCAAUCAUGGAAGCUGGUCUUUUCAAGCCAGACGACCUCGACAAGAAGACAGAUGUCAAGACGAACCACCCCGCCAAGGGCAUGUUUGACGUCCUCAACGUCUACACUCCUUCUGAGGAACUCCUCAACGCCCCUGACAUCACGCCUACACCUGAACCUGAGACUCAAUACACCGUUGAGGAAGAGGUCACCUGGGAAGACGCCUUCUUCGCCUUCGCCGCUCUUCUCCGCGACUAUGAUUAUCUCAGCCAGGAGAUCCAUUCGCUCUGGAAGAAGUACGCCAGCGGUGAACUUGACCUCGCCGCUGUGGCUCUAGCUACCAACACAGCAUUUGAGUUUGCUCACAGCAUGGAAGCGGAUAUCAAGAAGCUGAUGGACGAGCUUGUCCGCGGCAUGGGCGCUGCACUUAGGGAGACCAAAAACUACCCUCGUCUCUGGAUAUCGUGGGCUCUUCAGAUGUAUCUCGACAUCGUCCAGGGUCUUGGAGAGUCCGUUGGGCGCGGGUAUGAGCAGUUCAAGAAGGAGAGUCUGAAGAUCCAAAAGGCACUCGUCGAUCUGCCUAAGACGACUGAGCGCAAGCAAGUCCUUCAAGUGGCGACGCGGUGGAAUCACGAUCCUAUCUUCGAUAUGAGCCAGGCAAACGCGGAGAUGGGCUUGGCGGCUCACGAUAGUGAAGAGUCUUCUGAGUUCCACUUCCUUCGUCGGAACCCCAUACACUGCGGUCUUCUGAUCCAUCACAUGCGAUCUAUGCUGCAUGCCAAUGGUGUCAAGACUGCUGUGCACAGCGGUGGUCUGAUGACUACUACACAGCUCUACCAAGCCCUCCGACAGGAGAGUCGUAUUCCUGAAGGCCAAGCUUGGGAGGAUCUUGAGGGGUUGUGGGGAUACCAAGGCAACCCGUGCUUCUUUAUUGGAAACCCUCCCACAGAUCUUGAGGGCUACUACAAGAACUACUGUCUCUGCCUGGUCACUUCACUCACUAACUAG